This is a messenger RNA of Enterobius vermicularis (human pinworm), 711 nucleotides long. The record is from the annotation of a GenBank genome assembly. Lineage: Eukaryota; Metazoa; Nematoda; Chromadorea; Rhabditida; Oxyuridae.
AUGGCAAAGUUUCUCGUUUUAAUCGCUACCGUUGUAGUCGCCACAGCAGCCCACAGACACUUUCGAUAUGGUAGACCUUACGGGAAUGGACAAGCGUUUCAAGACCCUUUUGGCGACUGGGACAAUGAAAUGAACAAAAUUGGCAACCAGCGAUCAGGGCAAGCGUUUUUUCCCCCAUACGGCUACGGCUACGGCUUUCCAGUCCCAAGACAACCUGUCUUCUUCUUCGGAAACCGAUUGAAUCGCGGUCGCAAUCCCUAUCUUCCCGUACUGCCACCAUUCUUUGCUAACGUGACCGAAGAAGAGCUGGAAAAAGCUAUUGUCAUUUUAAGCGACCGUGACCUUACAAAACAGCAACAAUAUGUCCAACUGGGAGAAUGGGUUACAGCUCAGGGAACUGAAUUUGCAGUAGAAUUUGAUAAAUGGAAAAGUGACCUUGACAAAUUUGCGGCAGAAGUUAAACAGACAGCAAAUGAAAUUAUUGCAAAUGUUACUACAGCAAUGGAACAAAUAAUUAGGAUAAAAAAUAACAUGCAGAUUACAAUAAAAGAGGAAAGGAGCAAAGUCAAAUUACUACUUUCCACAUAUCCAAAGUACGUAGCCAAAAUUAUAAAAGACGUGAAAGAAGCAGCUAUUAAAAGUGCUAUGAUUUCUUAUCCACCGUCGACAGUGCUACAGGCUAAAUUCUUUCCAGUGCUGGCAUUUUAUUAA